GGCACACCGUCUGUUCCACUGCCUGACUGUCCUGCAAAGCAAGCUUGAGCAUCCUUGUGAGCAGGAUCAUGUAUGUGCUGUGCACCCUGGUGCUACUGUCCAUCCACACUCUGUUUAAGAGACGAAGGGCCCUGGAGCCCCAAGAGACAGAGGGCAGAGAGCAGCCUGAGCUGCCCGGUCUGGAAACCCAGCAGUCCGUACACAGGCAGAUGGUAAAACCCCCCUUGACAGAGGGGUCUGCAGCUCCACAGACUGGCGCUGUUCCCAAGCAUAGGGAGCGCGAAGUUGCACGCUGCCUGGAUCUGAACAGAGAGAGCAAAGUCGCCACACACCUGGAAAAUGUGCCUGACAGCAGCAAGAGAGAACAGCCGGUCCAGCGGUCCACUCUUCUUGGCCCUGCGGUCAUGCUCAGCACACGUAAGACCUGGGACCUUGGACACACCCCCUGCCUGCAGGAGCUCUGGAAGAAAGACGUCUCAUUGGAUGCAAGUUCAGUGGAUUUCCUGAUGAGUGAUGGUGAGGAGGAGAACGCCUUCCUCCCUUUGCAAAGCUCUGUCCUCCAUCGCAACUGUUUGACCUCUGACCUCCCUGAGCCUCAUCCCUCAGACAGCCAGCAGCUGCUCAUACAGACACUGCAAGAAAGGGUGUGUGAGUUCCAGGCUCGUCUGCGCAGUGAAGAGGCAAGUAAGAGAGUGCAGCUACAUAGACUGAAUCAGACGACAGACGUUUGCCAGAGCAAGUGUGAACAGAUCAGCAAGGACCAGCGUGAACCACUGAGAGUGCAGGAGAACCAGCCCAGCCAGGUUGUUAGACACUCCAAUACACAUCUGCAGCGACUUACUGAACCUCCAUACACUGCCCAAGGGGGUAAAGCUGAUCUGCAAGAGCAUCUACACAAGAAAGACGCAGAAGAACGUAAAGUCAUUAGAGGGCUGCGCACACAGAUUGAGGAGCUGGAGGAAAAAUUGUUGGACCAGACCCAGGAGGUGGAGAGACUGCGCUCUGAGCUGGGGGCAACAGACCUGGAGAAGCAGCUGGAGCUGCUGGAGAAUGAGAACCAUCGGCUCAAACAAGAGCUGAGGGCCAGUCAUGCUCAGGACUCUCCCCCCACCUGUACUGACUGCCCUCACAGUCAGGAUGCAGAGGCCCUGCGUGAACAGCUAUCUCGUCGGGAGGAGGAGUGUCGGGAGAGAGAGCGGCGGUUGGCUACACUGGAGCUCCAGGUGGAGGAGAAAUCGAGUCUGAUUGCACAGCUGCAAACACAGUUGGAUGAAGCCUUAAAGCGCAGACAGGAGAUCCAACAGCAGCUGGAUCAGACCUUACAAUGUAGCAGGGAGACGGAGGAGCAGCUGACUGUUAAGCUCAGGGAAUGUGAGGAGGCCCUCUCUCGGCAGGCUGCGCUGCCUCCGCAGGUCAAGUACAUAACUAAAACAGUGGAGGUGGAGUCAGCUCAAUGUAAGCAGGCACUGGCUGAGGCCCAGGCAAGGAAUCAUGCUCUCCAGGAGCAGCUGUCAGUCCAGAGGCAGCUCCUACAUGAGCUGGAGCAUCAACUCACAGAGUCUCAGAAAACCAGCAGCCAGCUGCGAGCCCAGAUCCUGGUGUAUGAGGGAGAGAUGGAGAGAGCACAGGGCCAGUUGGAGGCAGAGAUACAGAAUCUGGAAGAGGAGAAGAAUAGAGUGAUAGAGGAGGCCUUUAUUAGAGCUGAGAGCGAGAUGAAGGCUGUGCACGAAAACCUUGCCGGUGUACGAAUGAACCUGCUAACCCUGCAGCCUGCCCUGCGAACUCUUACCUGUGACUACAACUGUCUGAAGAGGCAGGUGCAGGACUUCCCAUACAUGCUAGAGAAGGCCAUCGCUGAAGCCAAACAGGAGAUCUGCCAGGUGAUUGGAGAGGUGAGCAGUGCAAACCAGGAACUGCUGCGCAAGUACAAACGGGAAAUGAAUCUGAGGAAGAAAUGCCACAAUGAGCUAGUGCGCCUUAAAGGAAACAUCAGAGUGUUCUGUCGAGUGCGUCCCAUUUGCCCAGGAGAGGUGGAUGCCAGUGAGGCCAAAAAUAUUGUGACCUUUGACCCAGAUGAUGAUGCCAUCCUCUACCUGUCCAACAGGGGCAAACUGAUGACCUUUGAAAUGGACAAGAUAUUCCCACCAGAGGCAACUCAGGAGGAGGUGUUUCAGGAGGUCCAGGCCCUGGUCACAUCCUGUAUUGAUGGGUUUAAUGUGUGCAUAUUUGCUUAUGGACAGACAGGUUCAGGAAAAACAUACACUAUGGAGGGUAUACCUGAGGACCCAGGCAUAAACCAGCGUGCUUUGCGACUUCUCUUCUCUGAGGUGGCUGAGAAAAAGCCUGAUUGGGACUAUAACAUCACUGUUAGUAUGGUGGAGAUCUACAAUGAGACACUACGGAACUUGUUAGGAGACAAUCCCAGUGAGAAGCUAGAUAUUAAGAUGUGUCCUGAUGGUAGCGGCCAGCUUUAUGUGCCAGGACUGACGCAGUUUAAAGUAGAGAGUGUGGAGGACAUAAACAAGGUGUUUGAGCUGGGUCACAUGAACAGAGCGACAGCAUGCACCAACCUGAACGAGCACAGCUCUCGCUCACAUGCCCUUCUCAUCAUCACUGUAGCAGGUUUCAACUCAGCCACUGGACACCGAACCUCAGGUAAGCUGAAUCUGGUGGACCUGGCCGGAUCAGAGAGAAUUGCUAAGUCUGGUGCAGAGGGAAGUCGUCUACGCGAGGCUCAGUGCAUCAACAAAUCCCUGUCUGCCCUUGGUGAUGUCAUCAACGCUCUUCGUUGUCGACAGUCCCACGUCCCUUUCCGCAAUUCUCGUCUGACUUACUUACUCCAGGAUUCGCUCAGUGGAGACAGCAAGACACUGAUGAUGGUGCAGGUGUCUCCUCUGGACAGUAACGUCAGUGAGUCGGUCUGCUCCCUGAAGUUUGCCCAGCGUGUUCGUACUGUAGAAAUUGGCCCAUCUUCAUCCUCACGGAGACAGGCUGAGAACUCUUCAACUUCCUCCUCACCCACUCAUGACAGUGUGGAGCUGGACUCUCCCCCUGUGACCCCGGUGCCACUCCCCAUCUCCAGGGCCAGCAGUGCAGGGUCUACCCUCUCCUCUACGUCUAAAACCACUGGCAGCACCCGCAGAAGAUCACACAGUCAGCUGUCCACAGACAGGCAGGUAGACAGAGGCAGUCCAUUGGUGGGGGACGGUGGGCAGGGUGCCUUCUGUUGUCUCAAAACAUAUAUGCAUUGGAAAUAGUGAAGGAAAAGUAUGUAAUAGGACGAAUGAAAUUGACAGCCUGAAGUCACCUCAGAUUUGACCUUCUGAGAGGGUCUCCCAGCACCUUUUCCAUCUGACAGAAACUCUUCUGUUGGGUUCCCAUCUCUCCUGAGAGCUUCAGUUAUUGGAGAAGGCUGCACUCAGUUUAUAGAGAGGGGAGGGCUCAUUCAGCUGAUAAAACGAUGUGCACUAUGAUUGGACAAUGGUUUGGUGUGACUUGGAAUUCACUGGCUCUUUGCUUGAUUUGGUCCAAUAAUUACGCUCACAGACCUUAUGCCCGCCUGCUGGGACAGGGCACGGUCCACUUUCUCUUCAAGUCCUGUCAGAACCGCCCACCUCCUCACAGUGACAGUAAGGACGCAUUGCUGAACAAACUCUCACCCAUCUAAAGUAUUUUUUGGACAAAAUGCACUUUAAACUAGGCAAUUGUUACCAUCCACUACAGCUCUCAAUAUUAAACUGAUUUAUGUUUGCAUGUAUUAUAUGUUAUGUGUGUGGCCAAGAAUGGUAUUUUAAUCUUUGCUUAUCGUCUGCUGAUGAUUUUUUGAUCAUUUUUUUUUGUCGUUGCUAAUUUUUUUUCUUUUCUUUUUUUCUGAGCAAUCAUCUGAAUUUAUUUCUUGUUCCUUUUACUUGCAAACUUUGUGUCUUCAUUGAAACAUCAGAACCUCUCACACAUUUGUGGAUCAUGCAAAGCUUCAGAAUGACUGUAAUAUAAUAAUAUGAGCAAUAAUGCAAACCCAGUCUUGCCUCCUCUUAGUAGCUGUCUGUUAACUGUAUAUUUGGAACUCUGAGGGCUACUUGGAGCCGUCUUCCUGAUCUGCACGUGCUUGUUUCCACCCAAUAACUCAACACACUAUUCAUUCAUCGGGACAAUCAUAGCACGGCGACUGUGUAGAUACUGUAAAUUUGGAUUAUGAAAUGAAUACAUUGAGAGCCAUGCAAGUUGUUGCUGGACUUGUUAGCACCAGAAUAAUUCCCCAUACCUUAGGCGCUGUAAAUAGGACAUAUUUCAAAAUGUACCCACAGCCAGCAGCUAUGUUUACUCAGUGUGUACAAAUUCUGGUGUUAAGUUUAUUUUCAUUAGAUAAUUGAAGGAGGCUCGUUGUUGGUCGUUGUGGGUUCUGCUUGCUUGUACUUAUGUGGAUUUGUAUGAGGUUCUGUUUUUGUACACUGUUUUUAAUAAACACCCUAAACUCAAA
Chanos chanos (milkfish) is the source of this 4477-nucleotide messenger RNA. RefSeq names its product kinesin family member C3 (gene kifc3). Gene Ontology annotation, biological process: microtubule-based movement. The record is from RefSeq and is a predicted model, not a curated record. Gene Ontology annotation, molecular function: microtubule binding; ATP binding; microtubule motor activity. Bases 69 to 3257 code for a protein of 1062 amino acids. Gene Ontology annotation, cellular component: microtubule cytoskeleton. NCBI's taxonomy places the organism in Eukaryota, Metazoa, Chordata, Actinopteri, Gonorynchiformes, Chanidae. The transcript is spliced from 22 exons.